This is a messenger RNA of Lingula anatina, 1653 nucleotides long. Its product is annotated as pituitary homeobox x. The record is from RefSeq and is a predicted model, not a curated record. Gene Ontology annotation, cellular component: nucleus. Gene Ontology annotation, molecular function: RNA polymerase II cis-regulatory region sequence-specific DNA binding; DNA-binding transcription factor activity, RNA polymerase II-specific. Lineage: Eukaryota; Metazoa; Brachiopoda; Lingulata; Lingulida; Lingulidae. Gene Ontology annotation, biological process: anatomical structure morphogenesis; regulation of transcription by RNA polymerase II.
ACGGGGACAAGUGACUAACGGGAUACUGAUUGAUGUCCCACAGAUCUUCUUUAAGCCUAGCAUAAACAUUAAGGGGUGAAAAACGACCGUGGUACCGCAGAUAAUGAUUAUUGUCUGCAGUUGAUGGGGCCCUCUUAAUCCUGCACGCGCGACGAUUCGACGCACAGUUAUAGUGAUUCGUAUGCAUGGAAGACGUCAAGAGAAGUUGUUUGCCCGAAACAGAUCACAGUGGCCAGAGAAGGAUAGCACGUUGUUGAUGGUGUAAAUCGGAAAUUGAAGUACUUGAAGGCACACGACUCGAUUAAAUGGACGCUUUGCCGGAUUCAAUCUCUUUAGAAGAACUGGUGAACGCAUGUGAUAGCUCUCACAAUCACAACACUAUGACAGUUCAAUCACUGGACAACGGUGGCAACUCCACGGCCAGGAACUCCAGGACGGAUUCGCCGGAGAUGACCGUCAAAUCUGGACAGUCUCGAGCUCAAGACUCCAGCGUCGACAGCGUUAAAAUCAACACGCUUGCUACAGAAGAUAAUUCGGGAGACGAAGAUUCUAAGAAAAAGAGGCGGCAGAGAAGACAAAGAACGCACUUUACUAGUCAACAGUUACAAGAACUUGAAAGUCAUUUUGCCCGCAAUCGCUACCCCGAUAUGGCAACGCGGGAGGAAAUUGCGGCUUGGACAAAUCUCACCGAAGCCAGAGUAAGGGUGUGGUUUAAAAACCGUAGAGCUAAAUGGAGGAAGAGAGAGCGCAAUUUAGAGCCCUUCAAAAAUGGUUUCCCUGGAAAUUGGGCGUCGUUUGACGAUGGGUUGUAUACCGGGUAUUCUUAUCCUAACUGGGCAUCAAAAAUGCCCCCUGGCCCAUUGGGGUCCAAAGCAUACCCUUGGGGCCUCAACUCCGUUAGCCACUUGCCGUCGGUUGUGUCGUCACAACCCAUGUGUUUUUCGUCACCGCCAAAUACUAUGACGUCAUCAGUGGUGCCGAACAUGAAUAUGAACGUCGGGACUGCAAUGCACCCUGCGGCCAUGACGGGCGUCGGUGGGAAUAUUGCCAUGAACGCCCCAACAACGCCCUGUCCGUAUGGUCCUACUCCUCCGUAUAUUUAUAACAGAGACCAGUGUUCUAACAGUAUCGCCGCUCUGAGACUGAAGGCCAAGCACUACAGCUCGAAUGGGAGCUAUUCUGGGAUGUCCCCUCGAUCUACAACGCUCUCUGCCUGCCAGUACGCCAACACCGCCGUGUAAUAAUUGAAAUACAUAUACAAUAUGUAUUGUUCUGUUGUAAUCCUCCAAGGUUGAUACAACCAAAAGUUUCGGAUUAGUUGGACCCAAGCGGUGGUAUAUUUACUUGUUUUGAUUUGAUUGUCAGUAGAUUGUUCGAGGAGUUUAUGUAAGUGUUCCUUUAUAGAGAAUUUUCCCUGGUUUAAAACAGCUUAUCAGGACAGUUAAACAUAAUUUCAGUUGAUUCAUUUAAUAACAAUUUAAUUUAAAUUAACAGAAUAAUUCUUUUAGAAAAUUUUGAUGAUAGAUAUUUUACAAUUGUUUAGUAAGAAAAUCCAGUAAAGCUGAAACAGCCAGUGCGCAGUUUAUGUUGCAGUUAGAAGUGUGUGUGUGUGUGUGUGUGUGUGUGUGAGAGAGAGAGAGAGAGAGAGAGAGA